CUUGGAAAAGCAAACAUUUCCGUCGUCAUCUAAGACCUUCUUCCAUGACACAUCUGUACAGUUUGGUUCAACCCCUUCAAUAAUUUAAUACUAAUCCUCAAUAAUCUACAAAACCAUCAUAACAAUAAGAAUUAAAUAAUCCCCACAGAAUAGUAACAAAUUCACAAUUCACAACACACAGCCUCCACUUAGCAUCUUCUUUAUUUAGAGCAAAGGAAUUCGAUCAUCGCCGAAAACCAAGGCGAAAGUGAGAGAGAGAGAGAAAAAAUAAAAAAAAGAAUUCCAACGAAGAUGUGCUGUGGAGAUGGCGAUUGUAGGCCAUUGGGCUUCUUGCUCGGCUUGCCUUUUGCAUUCGUUUCUCUUAUUCUUUCCCUGGUCGGCGUAAUUAUCUGGAUUGUCGGAUUGACGCUUUCUUGCAUAUGUCCUUGUUGCUUGUGCUUGACGGUGAUAGUGGAGCUAGCGUUGGAGCUGAUCAAAGCCCCAAUUCAUGUCAUGCAGUGGUUUACUUCCCAGAUUCCUUGUUGAUUGUUCAUAAAGGGAAGCGGGAGAAGCUUUAGAGUGUCUUCACUGAAAUGGGCUUCCAUUGACUGUUUGUGACAUCAAUAAUCAAUAUAGAAUCAAAGUUGUCUUUUUACAGUAUUUCUGAAUGAAAGUUAUAUUCCCUA
This is a messenger RNA of Cucurbita pepo subsp. pepo (vegetable marrow), 665 nucleotides long. RefSeq names its product signaling peptide TAXIMIN 1-like. The record is from RefSeq and is a predicted model, not a curated record. NCBI's taxonomy places the organism in Eukaryota, Viridiplantae, Streptophyta, Magnoliopsida, Cucurbitales, Cucurbitaceae.